GCGGUGGGGCUGGUGACUCCUGUUGCCUCGUUACAGCGGCCGGACGCGCUCCAUCCGCCGGCCGCCCCGCAGGAAUAUAGAGAGCCGAGGACAGCCUUGAGAUCUUGUGAAUGGAAGACCUCUUUUGCCUCUCUGUUCCUGUCAGAAUGGCCUAGGCCACACUUCUGCUCUAUGGUUCCUACCAGAGGACCUCUACAGCGAUGUAUCAGGAUUUUGCUGCCAGUGCUAGUCAACCAUCCAGAUGGCUGUAAACUUGCAGAAGAGAUACAGAACGUGAUCUUUCAAACUGGAUUAAAGCAACCUGUUGAUAUUUUUAUUUAUACUCUUCAAUUUUUGUACUUGACUUAAAGUGCCAUGAAAAAAAUUGCAUAUUGCAAGGUGGUUCUUGCCACCUCUUUGGUUUGGGUCCUUCUGGAUAUGUUUCUAUUGCUGUACUUCAGUGAAUGCAACAAAUGUGAUGAGAAGAAAGAACGAGGCCUGCCUGCUGGAGAUGUUCCAGAACCUAUACAAAAACCACAUGAAGGACCUGGAGAGAUGGGGAAGCCUGUGGUCAUUCCAAAAGAGGAGCAAGAAAAAAUGAAAGAAAUGUUUAAAAUCAAUCAGUUUAAUUUAAUGGCAAGUGAAAUGAUUGCACUCAACAGAUCUUUACCUGAUGUCAGGUUAGAAGGAUGUAAAACAAAGCUGUAUGCAGACAACCUUCCCACUACAAGCGUCGUCAUUGUUUUUCACAAUGAGGCUUGGAGCACACUUCUGCGAACAGUUCACAGUGUGAUAAAUCGCUCCCCACGACACAUGCUGGAGGAAAUCGUCCUUGUUGAUGAUGCCAGUGAAAGAGACUUCUUGAAAAGACCACUGGAGAACUAUGUGAAAAAAUUGAAAGUACCUGUUCAUGUGAUUCGAAUGGAACAGCGUUCUGGAUUGAUUAGAGCGAGAUUAAAGGGAGCUGCUGCUUCUAAAGGCCAGGUCAUCACCUUCUUAGAUGCUCAUUGUGAAUGUACAGUAGGCUGGCUUGAACCACUGCUGGCAAGGAUCAAAGCUGACAGGAGGACAGUGGUGUGUCCAAUCAUUGAUGUAAUUAGUGAUGACACCUUCGAGUAUAUGGCAGGCUCUGACAUGACCUAUGGGGGAUUCAACUGGAAGCUGAAUUUUCGCUGGUAUCCUGUUCCUCAGAGAGAGAUGGAUCGACGGAAAGGAGAUCGAACUCUCCCUGUUAGGACACCUACAAUGGCAGGAGGUCUUUUUUCAAUAGACAGAGAUUACUUUCAGGAAAUUGGAACUUAUGAUGCUGGAAUGGAUAUUUGGGGUGGAGAAAAUUUGGAAAUUUCUUUCAGGAUCUGGCAGUGUGGUGGCACUUUGGAAAUUGUGACUUGUUCACACGUUGGGCAUGUGUUCAGAAAAGCAACACCCUACACUUUUCCAGGAGGUACAGGACAGAUAAUCAACAAAAACAACAGGAGGCUUGCGGAAGUUUGGAUGGAUGAAUUUAAAAACUUCUUUUACAUCAUUUCCCCAGGAGUUACUAAGGUUGAUUAUGGGGACAUAUCCUCACGACUUGGACUAAGACGCAAGCUCCAGUGCAAGCCUUUCUCCUGGUACCUGGAGAAUGUUUAUCCUGAUUCCCAAAUUCCACGCCAUUACUUUUCUCUGGGAGAGAUAAGAAAUGUGGAGACAAAUCAAUGUCUGGAUAACAUGGCAAGAAAAGAAAAUGAGAAAGUUGGAAUCUUUAACUGCCAUGGAAUGGGUGGCAAUCAGGUCUUCUCAUACACUGCCAACAAAGAAAUUCGAACAGACGAUUUGUGUUUAGAUGUGUCCAAACUCAAUGGCCCAGUAACCAUGCUCAAGUGCCAUCACCUAAAAGGAAACCAGCUUUGGGAAUAUGAUCCAGUGAAAUUAACCCUGUUGCAUGUGAACAGUAACCAGUGCCUGGACAAAGCCACCGAAGAGGACAGCCAGGUGCCGAGCAUCAGAGACUGCAACGGCAGCCGCUCCCAGCAGUGGCUGCUUCGCAAUGUCACCCUUCCAGAGAUAUUCUGAGAGGCUCUAACGAAAAGCAAGGACUGUCUGGGCUACCUCGGCUGCUACUUUGGCUACACUGUUAUGUAGCAACAGUAGAAACUUCUGCUCAGCAGAAUCCACAGUUUGUCAGCUGUUAGAACUCCUGCAGCUUCUCAGUGGCUGUGAACCUGCCUUCCGGAAAAAAAGGAUGUGGAACUGUCACACGUGCUAGUGAAACUGCACCACCUGAUGUUUACAAGGUCAACGAAGUUUCUUCCAGCAAGUAAUUUAGACAACAUUUGGACAGCAGAAACAUAAUCAAUGAAAUAGUCUCUCUGAAGAGCUGCAUAUCACUGUAGUUUGCUUGCACAUCAGUAACCUCUGCUGAAAGUGCUUUUGUAAUGAAGAAAGUUCUGAGAUUUUUUUUUCCUGGUUAGAAGUGGUAACUGCUAGAUCCACAAAGAAAUGAAAGAGAGCUGGAGAACAGAUUCUGGAAUAUGGAAUAAGAGUUCUUUGGUUUAAAAACAAAGUAAACAGGGUUUAAUGGGAAUUAAAUCAGAGCUAUGAGAAGUACAAUUUGUUAUAGUGAAGUAUCAAAUUUAUAUGUAGAUUUUAUACCUCAUUGGGGGAAAUAACUAAGUCAAAAGGCAAUUGUUUCUCUCUUUCAAUUGUGUAAUAGGCUAUAAAUACUUUUUUCUGAUGAGUCUAAAGUUAUUCUGGGCACAAACCAAAUGAGCAUAAGAAUAAACAUGGCUCUUGAAUGUCAGAUCAACUUUUUUCUUAUUAUAUUUUUCUGUUUUAAUUUCUUGGCUGUUGGAGUUGUAUCUUUUUAUUGCUGUCUGAAAUGUGGAGGCUAAGAUGUUGUCUAGUUUCUUUUCUUUCUUCUGUUUCGACCAGACCUGCCAUCAUUUCAAUUUAUACUUGGGUCAGUCACCUUAUGGACUUUCCUGGCCAAACAAAAGAUUUCAGUAGACUUCAAAAUUAACUUGAAAGUAUACACUUAGCACCCAAGCCUCAGACUACCAUACUAUGGUUUCAUUUUCAUAGCAAUAAACCUUGCAUUCUUUGUUUGAUGUCUGUCAUCAGAAAGCCUGAAGAAAUGAUCCAUGAUCAGGGUAGCAGGAGGCUGUCAAAACCAAAGGUUUUCUGAAAUCCUUUUUCACUUCAUGCUGAGAUGGGCUUCAUUGUUAAGUGAGUAUUUAGAGUAGACUCUGAAUAGUAAUGUUGAUCUGCUGGGGUUUUUUUUUCCUAAUAAAACCUAAAGAAAAACAGCUGAAUUGGCAUGGGUUUUACAGUUAACAUAGCCAAAACCAGUAUGACUGUUUUAUUACAUUGAUCUAUAUUUUUAAACUCAUUUUCUCUGUUUUGUUAAGAAAAAUCCCUGGGGGCUGAUCUUGCAAAUGAGCCACUGAAUGCUCAGAGUAUACACUGAAUUUUCCUUUGGAAAGAAAAAUGAAAUCUGCUUAGUGGAGAGGAUAUUUUUAUGGAAAAUGUCAUUGUUUGGCCAACUGUCCCUGUAAAGCAAAUUAAAUCUAGACUCAUGCAAAA
Pogoniulus pusillus (Red-fronted tinkerbird) is the source of this 3543-nucleotide messenger RNA. It is a transcript of the gene GALNT1, whose product is annotated as polypeptide N-acetylgalactosaminyltransferase 1. Lineage: Eukaryota; Metazoa; Chordata; Aves; Piciformes; Lybiidae. The record is from RefSeq and is a predicted model, not a curated record. The coding region runs from base 355 to 2034 and encodes 559 amino acids. Gene Ontology annotation, cellular component: Golgi apparatus. Gene Ontology annotation, biological process: protein O-linked glycosylation. The transcript is spliced from 13 exons. Gene Ontology annotation, molecular function: polypeptide N-acetylgalactosaminyltransferase activity.